AUGCGUUGGACCGACGAAAACGAACAGAUUCUCUGGAAGCUCAUCUUCGAGACCCAAACCAUCACCCUCGACCUGGACAAAGUCGCUCAGGCAUGGCCCGGAGAUGACAAGCCCACUCCCAAGGCGAUCGAAAGACACCUGGAGAAAUACCGCAAGAGCGGAAGUGGAGUCGGCUUCCAGAAAGGCCAGCAGAAGCGAGCUGACACCGAAGCCGGACCGGCGACUCCUAACAAGAAACGCAAGAAGGCUGCUAAGAGUGCCAAGGCUGGCAAGGACGAGGAGGAGGAUAAGGCGCCUGCUGCUGGUGCUGCUGCGGGCGAUGAAGAGUGAAGCUCGUGAUGAACAAGAUGGGAGGACAUUUCAGCGGGUUGCAAAGGUUGGGGAAGCUUAUGAAGAUUGGUGAAGGGGAUUCAGUAUUGAGAAUAAUCUGGGCGGUGUUUGGAGAGCGCG
Molecule: messenger RNA, 450 nt
Organism: Aspergillus fijiensis CBS 313.89
Lineage: Eukaryota; Fungi; Ascomycota; Eurotiomycetes; Eurotiales; Aspergillaceae
Exons: 3
Coding region: 1-330 (109 amino acids)
Source: RefSeq, a predicted model, not a curated record